Chrysoperla carnea is the source of this 7985-nucleotide messenger RNA. It is a transcript of the gene Hmt-1, whose product is annotated as ATP-binding cassette sub-family B member 6. Gene Ontology annotation, molecular function: ABC-type heme transporter activity; ATP hydrolysis activity; heme binding. Bases 157 to 2733 code for a protein of 858 amino acids. The record is from RefSeq and is a predicted model, not a curated record. The transcript is spliced from 12 exons. NCBI's taxonomy places the organism in Eukaryota, Metazoa, Arthropoda, Insecta, Neuroptera, Chrysopidae. Gene Ontology annotation, biological process: transmembrane transport; heme transport. Gene Ontology annotation, cellular component: membrane.
UAUGCAGUUCUGUAUUAGAUAUAAACAGGUGAAGAGCUCUUAUGACUAAUCAAACAAAAGUGACUUGUACAAUUAAACACCUUUCUAAAUAGUCUAAAGCACCGGUUUUAAAUAAAAUAGUGCUAAGUUGAAUUAAAAAAAAUAAAUAAAAUAAUUAUGGAAUCAGCAGAAGUGCCGUCGUAUUGUCCGCCGGGUAUAUCAUUUCUCGAUAUAUGGAUUGAUCAUGGUUUUUCGAAAUGUUUUAUCGAAACCGUUUCAAAUGGAAGUGUUUGUGCGUUUUUACUAAUUUUUGGUAGUUUACAAUUGUAUAUUUAUAAAAAAUAUGCAACAGAAAUUUCAGAAAAUACUUUACGACGGUCAUGUUUAUACAAGUUACAAUUAUUUUUACAUAUAUUUGUGCCUUUAAUAGCGAUUGUAAGAUUUAUUUUGCAAGCUACGAUUCUAGAUGAUAAAACUGUUUAUGGAUACAUGAUAUUAACGCUGGUGUUAAAUAUUUUCAUGUAUCCAUAUGCAUUACUUAUAUUAAGUAAAGAACGUCGGUUUAUGUUACCGAGUGUUCCAAGUCGUGGCCAUGGAUUAAUCCUAUUACAAUUUUGGUGCUUUGUAUUCGUAUUUGAAAAUUUAUCGUUUGUUAAUUUAGGCCAAAAAAGAUGGUGGUUCCAUUUACAUACAUUAUCUGAUAAAUUAGAGAUGACCCUAUUUGUACUACGUUACACAUCAUGUUUGUGUAUAUUUAUUUUGGGUUUGAAAGCACCAGGAAUUUUACUCAACAGCGAUUAUUAUAAUCUCAACGAUUCUAGCAGCCAUAUUACGAUGAUUCCUCCAGAAACCGCGAACCAAGGAUCUACAUGGCGUAAUGCAUGGAAAAAGAUACGACUUUUAGCUCCAUUUGUAUGGCCCAAAAAAGAUAGAUUUUUACAAGUACGAGUAAUCGUUUGUUUCAGUCUUCUUAUUAUUGGACGUGCUUUAAAUUUGCUUGUUCCAAUAUAUAGUAGAGCUUUAGUCGAUUCCAUGAAUGUGAAAGAUGCAAUCUUUAGAUGGGAUUUAGUCCUUAUAUUUGUGGGACUAAAAUUUUUCCAAGGCGGUGGAACUGGAAUACAAGGUUUAUUAAAUAAUUUACGAGCAUUUUUAUGGAUUCGAGUCCAGCAGUAUACAACCAGAGAAAUCGAGAUUGAAAUGUUUCGUCAUUUACAUAGUCUAAGUUUACGAUGGCAUUUAAAUCGUAAAUCUGGAGAAGUUCUUCGUGUAAUGGAUCGUGGAACAGAUUCCGUGAACAAUUUAUUAUCCAAUAUAUUAUUUAAUAUACUUCCAAUUUUUGUGGAUAUAACCAUUGCUGUCGUUUUCUUCUUUACAACAUUUAACGCCUGGUUUGGAAUCAUUGUAUUUAUUACAAUGUUUUUAUAUAUACUUUCUACGAUUGGUGUAACCGAAUGGCGUACAAAGUUCCAUAGACAAAUGAAUUUAGCUGAUAAUGCAACAAAGGCUCGUGCUGUUGAUUCGUUAUUAAAUUUUGAAACUGUUAAAUAUUAUGGAGCUGAAGCGUAUGAAGUUAAUGAGUAUAGAGAAGCGAUUCACGAAUAUCAAAAAAUGGAAUGGUUAGCAAUAAUUUCGUUGAAUAUUCUGAAUUGCUUACAAAAUGUUGUUGUUACUGGUGGCUUACUAGCUGGAUCACUAUAUUGUGUUUAUUUGGUAGUGGAUACACACACAUUAACUGUUGGUGAUUACGUUUUGUUCUCUACCUAUAUAUUACAACUCUACAUGCCUUUGAACUGGUUUGGAACUUAUUACAGGGUUACUCAAAGGAAUUUCAUUGACAUGGAAAACAUGUUAGAUCUAUUCAAAGAACCUCAAGAAGUUAUCGACCCUCCAAAUGCACCAAAAUUAAUUGUUAAACGUGGUCAAAUUGAUUUUAACAACGUAACCUUUGGCUACACACCUGAACGAGUUAUAUUGAAAAAUAUCUCAUUCACAGUACCAGCUGGCAAAACGGUUGCUUUGGUUGGUCCCACUGGUUCGGGUAAAAGUACCGUUGUACGAUUGUUAUUCCGAUUUUAUGAUGUAGAUGAAGGUGCUAUUUUGAUUGAUGGACAAAAUUUGAAGACUGUACAACAAGAAUCUGUACGAAAAGCUAUCGGUGUUGUGCCCCAGGAUAUAACAUUGUUUAAUAAUACGAUUAAAUAUAACAUUCGAUACGGAAAUAUAAAUUCACCAGACGCUGACGUUAUAGAAGCAGCACGAAAUGCAGAUUUCCAUGAAAAAAUUGUUACGUUCCCCGAUGGAUAUGAAACUGUUGUGGGUGAACGUGGUUUAAGAUUAUCUGGUGGAGAAAAACAACGUGUUGGAAUCGCUCGUACAAUAUUAAAAGCUCCACAAAUAGUGCUAUUAGAUGAAGCUACCAGUGCUUUGGAUACACAUACUGAACGAAAUAUCCAGUCUGCGUUGAAGAAAAUCUGUACAAAUCGUACCACAGUUGUAGUUGCGCAUCGUUUAUCUACAAUCAUUCAUGCCGAUGAAAUUUUGGUUUUGAAAGAUGGUGAAAUUGUUGAAAGGGGUAAACACGACGAUUUAAUAUCAAUACCAGGGGGUGUAUACGCGAAAAUGUGGCGAGUACAAUUACAGAAACAGGCAUCAGUAGAUAUACCGAACGAAGCAGACGAAGAAGAACAACCUUCAAAAGCUCCAGAAGAAGAUGUCCCACCACCAAAUCCACAUCACCAUCACCAUCAUAGUUAAGAUUCAUUUGAUUCCAUAUCAAAAUUUUCUGUUCAUAUGUUUUUAUUUUAUCGUAGUCAAAUUUUUUUAGUGUCCGGUCUUUUGUUAGUUUAUUAGUAAUUUCUUUUAUGGCAUACAUCCAGGAAUCUGAACUGGAAUAAAAUUGCAAUUUUAGCUCAAUUAAAUAAAAAAUUUGACGAUUCUAUCGACACGAUUUGUCCCAACAACUUAUAUAAGAUUAUUUCCGCCGUCUCGAAGUGAAGAUACCUCCCAGUAGCCAGUUUUAUUGAAAGGCAUUUGAAAGUCCAAAAAAGAUUUAAAACAAUUUAAUUUCAGGAUAUCUUAUGCGUGUUUCCGUCUUUUGGAAGAAAAAUAUCUUCCAGGACCUUUUUGGUUCAUUUAAAAGCAAUGGUAUACAGAUAUUGAAUGUUCGGGUCCCAUCAAUACUGGGAGAGAUCUCGACUAAGAAGCUGUGAGCUCUCUGCAUGGUGUCUGGCCUCGACAGAAUCAUAUAUCGAUUAUAAUAGUGUUUUUAAUCCGAAGACGUCUCGUCUUUGUGUGACAGGUCGGUCUCAAAGAGCUCACAGAGGACUCUUGGUCUAGGUUCUAGAGGACUCACUUGCGGUACCCCUCUAUACACUGAGGUGUUUUUCACAAUGGGUAAGUUCAAAACUAAACCCAAAAAUUGUUUAUUCCAGUCAUUUUUUUUAAAACAAAUACGCCACUUAGGAUUACGAAAGAAUCAUUCGAGAUCAAUGGCACAGAAAACUUAUAGUCAAAAUACUUUUCAUGACUAAUCAAAGCAGCAAACAAAUAGCAGGAUGUUUUAUGGAAGUAUGUUCCCGUCUUCUGGGGAACAGGGAUAUCCCCUAGGUCCAUUAAUUAUAUGAUUCAUAGGAUAUAAUUGGUCCGCUGAACCAAUUAUAUCCGCAAUUCUGUUUAUAAUUAAUCCAUUCAAAGCUCUUAUCCUAAUAUUCCGUGUCUUAGUAACUCAUCGCUGGAGUUAAAAUCUUCUGUUUACAAGAUUUUCUAGUCUUUUUAAUUUCCGUUUUAUUUUACAUAGCUAGAAUUUUUCUCAUAAAUUCUAUAGCUCCCAACCUUAACUUUCUAGAACUAAAACUACCAUUUAAGAUCGUAAAUCGUAAAAAUCAUUCGAGUCGCAAAACAAUUAUGGCUGGUGUAUUUCUCGUAAUGUACUGUUCCAGAGCUCUGCAUUUCACGCAGAUACUUGAAACUUGAAAUCGUUGAAAUUUAUAAAUAUUAUCAACCAUAUGGCAAGAAGAAGGGUAAAAUUCUGCUAAUGUUCAAAAGCUGUACCACUAAGAGCCCUAAAACGUCAUUUUUAAUCACUAACUGUGCAAUUUGGAUAAAUUUUCAAUCAAAACACAGUUCCAAACCAAAUCCCUCCCAAAUAUGAGCAUUAAAUGAUGUCCGCUCCUUUUGUGUUUGAUUUUUUCUAACGCGAAGUGUGGUGCCAAGUCUGACAGACGCAUUACGUGAUUAUUUCGCUAAUCACUAAAGGAAAAGCCACGCCGAAAUUCACAGUUUAACUGUAGCUAAAAAUAGAAAGCUAGAAGGAAAAACAAUCUUCUAGCCAAUACACAUUGAGAUUUAUCGAGAAAAGUAAUCAUGCGGGUCUGUGAGACUUAGUACCACUACUGGAAGGUUAACUAACAACUUCCUUCAAUAAAUAAAAUGCGACAGUUUUACCGUCUUCUACCAUGAAUUCUUGCCGCCAUAGUUUGCAUCUUUUGAGCGUUCUGGGAAAUUAUUACUUACUGUUUUUUAGAAAAAUUAAAAUACAUCCCAAUUUCCAUUUUAGUCAAAAUAAUAAAUGAUACGAGAGGUACUGUGAUUGGGUCCUUGGGUCUAGACCAGUAGAUCUUCUGUGUUCAAUAGAAAAGGAAAAUCGUAGCAAUAGAAUCUCGCAACGAAUAAUUAAAUUUUUUAUUUUCUUCUAUCAGGAAUUUACGGUUUUUUAGCGUUACGGGAAAUUAUUACUUCCUAUUUUUUAGAAAAAUGAAAAUACAUCUCAAUUUUCAUUUUAGGUAAUAUAAUAAACAAUGAGAGAGGUACUGUGAUUUUGUCCUUACACCUAUCCCUGUAGAUGCUCUGUGCUCAAUAGAAAAGGAAAAUCGUGGCGAUAGAAUAUCUCAACGAAUAAUUAAAUUAUUCUGCAAUCGAAUUUUCGAUCGGACACUACUCAGAUUAUUCCGAUUAUUGUUAGAUUUAUGUAAAUUUAUAGUGUCAAAAAAAUUUUAUUCAUGUUAAGGAGAAAGUUCCUUAAGAAAAUUGGAGGCUGCUUUUUUUUUUAGAAUUUGUAUAUAAAAAUUUUUAUACAAAUUUGUAAGACGUCUGCGCACGACUCAAAUAGGGAUCAUUCUUGAAUUACUUAACUAUUAAACAUAGAUAUUUGGUGAAAAUUACGAAUAAAUCGGUGGGCUUGAAUUUAAUUGAGAGAGUUUAAAUUUCCAUUAUUGAAAAAAAUGAGAAAAUACAGUGACAGAAUGGCAAUCGUCCUUGAAAACUUUGAAAUUUCCAGAGAAAUUGAAAUUCAGGUAAUUUUUGUAUGGGUCAGGUAAAAUGUUAAGAAAAAAAGUGGGUCUCUAAAAUUUUAUUCUGAAGACCUGAAUCAUCAUGGAAAAAUCAAGAAUUUCAAGAGCCAAUUCGAUUCGCCACCCUGACGAUUAAUUCGUUGAAAUAAAUUUUCUCUUUACAUGUAUGUUACUAUAAAUGUACACUGUCCAUAAAUUUCAUUAACAGAUUCGAUGUUUUCCAUUUGUUUUGGAUAAAGCACUCCAUUGAGUUGAAUUAUCUGAUAUCUGUUUGAGUACAAAAUAUUCACGGUGUCUCAUUUUAACUUUCGAUGUUAAAUAUUUUGAAAUUUAAGUGAUUGUCAGCAAAAAAAUUGCAUACAAGGAUUGUAGGGUUUAGAUGAACCGAAUUUAGUACAAAAAGGAUUUCUGUAAAAUUAAUAUACUGAUCUGGCCAAGAAUCCUCAUAGAAUUCGAAAUAUAUGUACUACGACGCAAGGUAAGAUCCUUAGGAAUUUUGCAAAUGUAUUUAGUAUGGCUUUGUACGGUCCCAUGAAAAGUUGUAGAGUUUAGAUGAACCGAAUUUAGUACAAAAAGAAUUCUUUAUAAAAUCAAUAAAUUGAUCUGACCAAGAGUUCUCAAAAAAUUGUAAAUAUAAAUACUAUGGCACAAGGUAAGGUCCUUUCUGUUUAGGAAUUCUGCAAAUUUACUUAAUAUGGCUUCGCACGGUCCUAUGAAAAGUAUUUUUAAUAAUUUUCCUAAACAUCAAACAUAGUAAUUUUUACGAUUGUGGUAUCUGGUCCGGGAGGUAGUCGAGAAGGAUGGAAAAUAUUAUUUUGUCGAUGGCAACAUCACGCUACCCCCCGGACUAACCUUCCUGUCUUAAGGAUCAUGUGUCUUCUAUGCUUGUGCUCACGGUCUAUGCAGGUAAUUUUUUAACGAUUUUUCGAGACUUUAAAGACAAUAAUUUUCUGUUUUCAAAAUAAAUUAUCUCGAUAAAUCAGAACUAAACAAAUUUUGGGAAAGUAAGAAAUAUAUUAUAAACAAACAUUCAAAUUGCAUGAUAUUUAAAUCUGAAAAUUGAAACGAGACAGCGUGCAGGGCGAAUACAAAGAAAUUCCAAAAUGUUACCCAAAAUAAGUUCAAAAUAUUUAAAUCAAAAAAAUUGAAACCAAAGGAAAAUUUUAAAAAUAAGAAAACAAAAUAUAAGGCUCGUUAAUUGGUAAAUUUAAUAUUGUAAAUGUAUAUCAAUCAGAAAACGUACAUCGAAAGAUGUCGAAACAAAUAUUUGUUUGUUUUAUUCUAGAAAAAAAAUAGAUUUUGGAUUUUAUUUUUAAAAUAGAUUAAUUAGAAAGUUUUGUUUAUUCACACGCUUACAACUUAUUUUUUUUGUGAUUUAGUUUUUUAUGUGAUUCCUCAAAAAUUAAAUGAAAUUUUGGUUUUAUUAAAAUUGAUCAAUUAAAAAAAAAAUACAUUCUUCGUUGAAAUUGAUAUAUAAAAAUGACCAUAGAAGAAAAAUUGUUCAUUUUUAGAAGUUUUUGGGGUGCAGUUCCGGUUAUACUGAAAAUGUUUUAUCCUACUGCUAAAAAACGAAUUGUUGCCUUGAAGCUGAUUUUUUCAUCGAAAUUCACGUUCAACUGAUCGCAUUUUUUAACCUCUGCAUAGUAAUGGAAAAUGGAAAAAUAAGGAUAGUUUUCCCACCCCCCAAAAACCCUCUAAAUAUUAACAAUGAUAAAAAAAUUUUAAAAAAUCAAAAUUUAACCACGGUAAACAUCUUCCAAGAGUUUCCCGAGGUCAUUGUUUAUGAAUAUGUGGGUAAAAAGCAACCAAAGGUGGUUGACACCCCAUUAAAAUAACCCCAAGAAGUGAUAGAGAUUAAAAAUUUAUUAAACUCAAAAUUUCACCUUGGAAAUCGUCUCUUGGGGGUUUUUGAGGUUGCUGAUCACGAACUCGAGAUCAAAAAGAUGGUUGCAAUCCUAUUAAAAUCACCCUUAAUAGUUACAAUGAUUAAAAAAAAAUUGAAAAUUCUAAAUUUCACUGCCGAGAGACGAAAUAUCCGAGGUGAAAUAUAUAAUUUUCUAAAUUUUUGUAUCAUUAUCACUUCUAAGAGCGCUUUUAAUGGGGUUGCAAUCAUUCUAAUCAUUUCCAGUUGCUUAUUGACUUCGGAUUCAUGAUCAGCGACCCCAAAAAUCCCCGAGGAACGAUCUUCGAGGUGAAAUUUUUAAUUAAAAAAAAUAUUUGUCUGUCACUUCUAGGGGUAAUUUUAAUAGGGCUGCAACAAUCUUCAGUUGCUUUUGACGUUGGAUUCAUGAUAAGCGAUCUAGAAAAUCCCCGGAAGACCAUUUUCGGGGUGAAAUUUUGAAUUUUUUUAUCACUGUUACUAUUUGAAGAGCUUUGGGAGGGUGGAAAAACUACCCUCAUUUUCUCAUUUUUCGUUACUAUGCAGAGGUUAGUGCUGCUGAAUGUUCCUAGGGUCUACUAGUAAAAAAUUGUAGGUAUUAAAAUUUUAUCUCGGAAAGUUUCGUAUAUGGAAUGACCGAAACUGCGGCAUACAAAAAAUUUUAUUCAAUUUUUGAGGUAUCUUGGAAGGUAAAAUACAGAUAAAGCGAUAAAAAGUAAAUGGCUCUUCGUCGGGAAAUAAUGUUAGUGUUAAUAUUUACGUGAGGAUAACAUUUAAACUAAGCUAGCGUGUGACUAAAUAAAGCGUAUAAUAUAUAGAAAUAUAUUGUUGCUGAUUAU